UGAGCGGAAGUCAAGCCUUAUGAUGUAAUACACUAGAAAGUUCCCCGGAUUAUAAGUACAGUACGAAGGUCAGUAGCGCGCAGACAGAGUAUAGUCAUCUUAAAACAGCAGAACUUUCAGCGAGUCUCGGAUUUUUUUCUGGAUUUAGUUAUAAAAAAGCAACAUGCCAAGAGGAAGCCGAAGCAGAACUUCGAGGAUGAGUCCUCCAAGUUACUCCUCCCCACCAAUGGCUAGAGCAGCUCCUCCACGCUCGUACGCUCCAGCGCCCGCUCCGGCUCCACCGUCGGCGGUGGCGGCUCCUGCUGCUGCUCCCCGUCAGCCGGGGAUGUUCGCUCAGAUGGCGACCACCGCGGCGGGCGUUGCGGUCGGCUCUGCUGUCGGACACACGUUAGGUCAUGCCAUGACUGGCGGCUUCAGCGGAGGUGGUCAGACAGAGGCUGCCAGGCCAGAUGUCACCUAUCAGGAGCCCUACCAGGCUCAGCCCAUGUACCAGCAGCAGCAGCAGCAGAGUCCCUGUGGAUACGAGCUGAAGCAGUUCAUCGAGUGUGCUCAGACACAGAGCGACCUCAAACUCUGCGAGGGCUUCAGCGAAGUACUGAAACAAUGCAAAUUCUCCAAUGGACUGUCAUGAGGUUUGGAUUGAAGACAUGAACACAGCUAUUCCAGAGCCAUUCACUGUCUUCUUGCUUCUGGAAAAUGAUUCCUCUUAAAAAUGCAUCUCAGUCAGAUAUUAGGGCCUAUGUGACAAAUAAAAGAAGAAAUGCUGUGUAACAUAUGUGAUGCAUAGUAUUUAUAUAUCUGGUGUAGAUAACUAGCUUUCUGAUUUUUUUCUUCUGCUUAAGUUACUGUAGAAGAGAUCACAGUGUGUAUUUCUCUGCAGGAGAAUCUUUGAUAUUAUUAAAAAUGUUUAAUUCAAAUGAUGUGUUCUUGAAUGGUGAAUAAUAAAAGGAUCAGAAACAUUCAA
Onychostoma macrolepis is the source of this 964-nucleotide messenger RNA. RefSeq names its product coiled-coil-helix-coiled-coil-helix domain containing 2 (gene chchd2). Lineage: Eukaryota; Metazoa; Chordata; Actinopteri; Cypriniformes; Cyprinidae. The coding region runs from base 164 to 631 and encodes 155 amino acids. The transcript has 4 exons. Gene Ontology annotation, biological process: positive regulation of transcription by RNA polymerase II; mitochondrion organization. Gene Ontology annotation, cellular component: mitochondrion; nucleus. Gene Ontology annotation, molecular function: sequence-specific DNA binding. The record is from RefSeq and is a predicted model, not a curated record.